AUGACCAUAAUCUUAAAUGAUCCCACUUGGUGGCCGGUCAUCAAUUCAAAUCGUAUUUCCAGCUAUGUUGCAGUCGCCUCCGUUAUUAUAGUGAUGUAUGAUUGGGUACUUACAUUCGGACAAGAGGUCGAAUUGGUUUGGAGGCAACGCUGGUCCCUAAUGACAGCCAUGUAUCUCGGUGCGCUACCUGGGAAUCUUAUCUGCUGCCCUGACCAUCCCGAACGAGCUUCCGACCAUCUCGCUGACAGAUACAGCGAGUCUUCUGCACAGAUGCCUACUAUUCUCCUCCAAUUGAUCAGGGUGCCCUAUGUGGGACUACUAGAGGAAACCAUUCUCUCCGGUACUUAUCAGUGCUCGAUUGGAAUUGUGGAACAGUUCACGCUUCUGGAUUCUAUUACUUGGAUACUCGGAACUGUGUGGGAGGUCCUCGUACUAUGUCUUUCAGUCUGGAUUGUUGUCAAACACUUCCGUGAACUGCGACAACAUUCGGCAGGAGGGAUUAUUAUUGCAGACUGUUUCGCAGUAUUGAUGAAAACUCACGUGCUUUACUUUGCGAGCUUUGUUGCUGUUUCUUUCCUCCAGCUCAUUACUCAGUUCUCUCCAAUGUUCUUAACGGACCAAUAUUCCCUGAAAGCUCAUGUUUAUUUUGGCUUGCUCCAGAUUUUGGAGGCUGUGCAAUCGUUUGUGCUGGGACCACGCCUGAUCCUUGGCGUUCGAGAAUCUAACGCAAAGCUCGUGACCAAUUCCAACACAGCAACUGCCAUGACCUCAAUUGCUUUCCAAGAGCGCGUGCACAUAUCGACUGACAACGGUGUAUAG
Messenger RNA from Suillus plorans, 819 nucleotides. RefSeq lists its product as uncharacterized. Bases 1 to 819 code for a protein of 272 amino acids. Lineage: Eukaryota; Fungi; Basidiomycota; Agaricomycetes; Boletales; Suillaceae. The transcript is spliced from 11 exons. The record is from RefSeq and is a predicted model, not a curated record.